AUGGUUAUUCUAAGUCCUUUCGUGUAUUGGGCACAAACUGACAAAAAUAUAUCAUUAAAAAUUGAUUUAAAAAACGUUACUAAGCCGGAAAUAAAUGUUGGUGAAAAUAAUAUCAAAUUUGGAACUCAAGGAAUUGGUGCCCAUGGCGAUAGUCAUUAUGAAUUUAAUUUAGAUUUAUUUUCAUCUGUUAAGCCCAACACAGAGGAAUCAACAUCGGUUCGAAUAUUCGAUAAUAGAGUUGAAGUUAUUUUGCAAAAAGAAAAAGUAGCUUGGUGGCCGAGGCUUACUGCCCAGCCUCAAAAACCAGCUUGGCUAAAGAUAAACUUUGACUUAUGGAAAUCUGAAGAUGGACAUGACAGUGAAGAUGAAACUCGAGAUGUCAUGAAAGAUUACCCAGGCAUGUAUGAACAGUUGCAAAAAGAGGAGAUUGGAUAUAGAAAAGAAGACUUUAAGAAAGUAUAUCUAGUGAUAUACAAUUUGUUCCAAUUCAUUGGGUUUAUGUACGUGUUGAGUGUGAUGGGAGUGCGUUAUGCCAAGCUGGAGUACGAAUCGGUGGCCGAUACGUAUGAACACGUCGGACCCGCGAUGAAGUUCCUGCAGCUUAUGAUGUUUCUAGAAGUUAUGCAUCCGUUGUUUGGAUAUACAAAGGGCGGUGUGCUAGUGCCAUUGAUGCAAGUUAGCGGACGCGCUUUCGUGCUAUUCGCCAUGAUUGAGUCUGAACCUCGCAUGCAGACGAAGCCUGUCGUCUUCUAUCUGUUUCUAGUUUGGAGUGUUAUUGAAGUGGUCAGGUAUCCAUUCUAUAUAUCACAGUUGUACAAGAAGGACUUUUACAUACUAACAUGGCUUCGUUACACAAUGUGGAUACCACUCUACCCGCUGGGAGUUUUGUGUGAAUCUAUAGUUAUACUACGUAACAUUCCAUAUUUUGAGGAAACCCAAAGGUUUACAGUUUCUAUGCCAAAUGAAUGGAAUUUUGCUUUCCAUAUGCCAUCAUUUUUAAGGGUAUAUCUAUUAGUACUAACUUUCCCCGGUCUAUAUUUUGUUAUGAGUCACAUGCGCAAGUUAAGAUCUGUUAAGUUGAAACCAAAAAUUGUCAUUAAGAAAUGUAAA
Brenthis ino (lesser marbled fritillary) is the source of this 1110-nucleotide messenger RNA. The record is from the annotation of a GenBank genome assembly. Lineage: Eukaryota; Metazoa; Arthropoda; Insecta; Lepidoptera; Nymphalidae.